This is a messenger RNA of Puma concolor (puma), 1404 nucleotides long. The record is from RefSeq and is a predicted model, not a curated record. NCBI's taxonomy places the organism in Eukaryota, Metazoa, Chordata, Mammalia, Carnivora, Felidae.
CCGCCCGCGGGCCGCGGCCUGCGCCCCGGCUGCCCCGCGCAGCCCCGCCGCUCUGCCGGGGGCCCGGCCGGCCUGUCCGCGGCGCUGCUGCGCACCGAGAGCUUCGUGGGCGGCCGCUGGCUCCCGGCCGCCGCCGCCUUCCCCGUGCACGACCCGGCCAGCGGCGCCCAGCUGGGCUUGGUGGCCGACUGCGGGGUGCCCGAGACCCGCGCCGCGGUGCGCGCCGCCUACGAGGCUUUCUGCAGCUGGAGGGGCGUCUCGGCCAAGGAGAGGAGUUCAUUACUUCGGAAAUGGUACGACUUAAUGAUGCAAAAUAAGGAUGACCUUGCCAAGAUCAUUACAGCUGAAAGUGGGAAGCCGCUGAAGGAGGCACAGGGGGAAGUUGCCUAUUCCGCCCUUUUCCUAGAGUGGUUUUCAGAGGAGGCCCGCCGCGUCUACGGAGACGUCAUCUACACCCCCGCCAAGGAGAAGCGGGCGCUGGUCCUGAAGCAGCCCCUCGGGGUGGCCGCGGUCAUCACGCCGCUCGCGGACCAGGCUGCAAUUCCUCCCGGCGUGUACAACGUCAUUCCCUGCUCCAGAGCGAAGGCCAAGGAAGUAGGAGAAGCACUUUGUACUGACCCUCUGGUGUCCAAAAUCUCCUUUACUGGCUCAACAGCUACCGGAAAGAUACUGCUGCACCACGCAGCUGGCUCUGUGAAGAGGGUCUCCAUGGAGCUGGGCGGCCACGCCCCGUUCAUCGUCUUCGACAGUGCCAAUGUGGACCAGGCUGUCGCGGGAGCCAUGGCAUCCAAAUUUAGGAACUCUGGACAGACUUGCGUUUGCUCAAACCGUUUCUUGGUGCAAAGGGGUAUCCACGAUUCUUUUGUGAAGAAAUUUGCCGAGGCAAUUAAAAUGAACCUGCAUGUGGGUAAUGGCUUUGAGGAGAGAACUACUCAAGGCCCAUUAAUUGAUGAAAAGGCGGUAGAAAAGGUAGAGAAGCACGUGAAUGACGCAGUGUCCAAAGGCGCCACUGUUGUGACAGGCGGGAAGCGACACCAACUUGGAAAAAAUUUCUUUGAGCCCACACUGCUCAGCAAUGUCACCAGGGACAUGCUCUGCUCUCACGAAGAGACGUUUGGGCCUCUGGCACCAGUUAUCAAGUUCGACACAGAGGAGGAGGCUGUGGCGAUCGCUAACGCAGCUGACGUCGGGCUGGCAGGUUAUUUUUACUCUCAAGACCCAGCCCAGAUCUGGAGAGUGGCAGAGCGGCUGGAAGUGGGCAUGGUGGGCGUGAACGAGGGACUGAUCUCCUCUGUGGAGUGUCCUUUCGGCGGGGUGAAGCAGUCUGGCCUCGGGAGAGAGGGGUCCAAGUACGGCAUCGACGAGUACCUAGAGCUCAAAUACGUGUGCUUCGGGGGCUUGUAG